AUGAAACAUGGACAUUCUGGAGAACUACUUGAAGAAAACGCUCGGCUUAACGCUCAAGAAGAACUUUCCCGUGCAGAUGACAUUGGGCUGACAUCGAUUUCUUUGCCGACCAUCUAUUAUAAAGGUUUGAAUGGAUGCGUUCGCAAAGUUGCAAUAAGUGUCAGAUCGGUAGUCAGCCGGAAAGCGGCCGUUCCGACGACGGAAGACUUCCGAAGCAUUCGAGUUCCUAGCUGA
This is a messenger RNA of Angiostrongylus costaricensis, 234 nucleotides long. NCBI's taxonomy places the organism in Eukaryota, Metazoa, Nematoda, Chromadorea, Rhabditida, Metastrongylidae. The record is from the annotation of a GenBank genome assembly.